AAUCGCAAUCGACAAAAAGCUAAAGAUCGCGACAGUAAUGGAGGAUAUGGGAGAGGAAAAACAUGGCGUCAGGUGAGGGCGGUUUUGGCCAAGGCAAAUGCAUCCCAGUAACCACACUUCUCUUCUCGCCGUGCUUCUCCAGCGCACCCCACGCCCUUUAAAUACGCCCCCCUCUUCCUCUCCUGCUCCCCGCUCGCAUAGCAAGCGCAAGCGCCAACACUCUCUCUCCGUUCUCUUGGAGUGGAGGACGGAGCGGAAAGCAGCGACCUUGGCAUCGAUUUCGCUGUCGGAGUGGUGGGUUUUCCCCCAAUCGGAAGCGGAAAGGAGUCACCUGCUGGAACUUUUAGAUUAAGGAUUUAGCAUGCUGAAGAGAAGAUCCAGAUCAGUUGGUGGCAAGCAGGGAUUGAUGAUGUCUGAUUCCAAUUCUCCUCUAUCUCCCUCUGCAAGCAAGACCGUUGCUUCGUCCCAUUUGCUACUCCGGAGCUUCUCUUCCAAGAGAUUUGCAGACAUCGAAGCCGCCAUGAGCCCGACCUCCAUACUCGAAACCAGGCCCUUUUCCUCCUCUGCGAACCUCAUGCAGCCAAAGAAGCCUCCUUUUGAUUCCAUUGAGCCUAUUGGCCUUGGUAUUGUGGAUGCCCUCAACGGGGAGAAGAACUCUCAGCGCCGAAUGGUUGUGUUCGGGCCACAGUUGAAGAUUCAGAUUCCCACCAUUGCCUCCGUGGAGUUUCCGAAUUCCCCGAUCGAGUUCGGGGUCAAGAACAAGGAGUCCCAAUUGGCACUCUUCUCCCCUGCCCGGAUAUCCUCCGGCCAUGAGGUGCCUGCUGUCUCUAGGUCCAUCUCCAUGAGCGAGAUGGAGCUCUCGGAAGACUACACGCGCGUGAUUUCCCACGGGCCAAAUCCGAAAACCACUCACAUCUUCGACAAUUGCAUCCUUGAGCCCUGCAUCAAUGAAUCCAUUGCCACCGCGGCGAAGGAGAACUCUGCAGAUGAAUUUUUGACUUCUUGCUAUGCAUGUAAGCAAGUUCUUGGACCAGGAACAGACAUCUUUAUGUAUAGGUCAGUGUUCUUCAAUCUUUUACUCAGUUUUCGCAUAAAUUGCAUAAUUCCUAAUCCUAUUAUACAAAAAAUAUAUUCUCUUGCGGAGAUUUUUCUUCCAAUGAUCAAAAGAAUUGUUAACCUAACAAUUAAACUCCAAGUAAACUAAACUGUGAGUCCUUGUUCUUAUGUUAUGGUACUGUUAUUAAACAAACUGUUCUUGGUUAAAUUCUGUGAUAAUUCAAUUGAUUCCACUGCUUAGUGAUUGAGACAUAUGAUUCCUUGUCACUUCCACGCCAGGAUUAGACACCACUCUUCUUGUUCAUUGUAAGGUAUUAGGCGAUGCACUUGUAGCUAUUGGGGUCCCCAAUCUCUGUAGAGCUUCUUUUUGGAGAGUGACCUAGACCUACCUCUUGUUCCAUCUUAUCCAAACAUUUUGAUUCAGUGAUGUAUAAAAUUUCUUCCUUUGUGUUUUUGCAUUUGGAUGCAACUUGGGUUGGAGCUUUGUCCUAUUGUCAUACCUCAGUAAUGUUUCUUUCAGAGGCGAGAAAUCAUUCUGCAGCACCAAUUGCCGGCACCGCGAGAUGCUUAUCGACGAAGGUUUGUUCGAGAAUCCCUCGGUAGAUUCAUCGCCGAUGAACUAAACGACGAUUAUGAUCCUGAAGAAGUGCAAAUCCUUAUUUCCGCAAACUUAAAUCUAAAACAGUCUUACUGAGAGCUGCUGGCUCAUUUUUUGCAUCCAUCUGGGUGUGUUUUUUCUGUGUGUAUUUUUGGUUUUAAUGGAGGAAAAUUUUUGAAAAAUA
Messenger RNA from Zingiber officinale, 1838 nucleotides. RefSeq names its product FCS-Like Zinc finger 8-like. The record is from RefSeq and is a predicted model, not a curated record. Lineage: Eukaryota; Viridiplantae; Streptophyta; Magnoliopsida; Zingiberales; Zingiberaceae. The transcript is spliced from 2 exons. Bases 362 to 1204 code for a protein of 280 amino acids.